AUGAAUGUCGCAGAUCAACCGACGAAUGCGAUGAAAAACAAUCAGAUAGAUACUGAAAUAAUUGACCCAACUCCUCAAACCACACGGAUAGGAUGGUUCUCCCAGAUUACUUCAAUGUCUCCUGGUUACCUUGCCGGAUAUGUCAUAUAUUAUAUCAUAUUUAUUUCACUAUCAAUUACUCAACUUCUUACCGGUAUUCAUCAUACUGAUGAUUGUCCAGUCGAACGUUAUAUUCCGAUUUAUUUAAUCGUCAGUGGUGCAGUUUCCGUUACUAUCGCCAUUAUAUCGAUUUUCAAGAGUGCUCUACCGGCAUCUACACAAUUGCAAGAGAAACCAAACUCAAUUAAUGAAAGAUUAACAAGACUCGCUAGUCCAGAAGGAUUACUUUCUUGUUUUAUUUUUGUUCUUUGGUUAUUUGAUUUGGCCUGGUUUAUUGCCGGUAACGUUUGGGUAUUUCGAACACAAUAUUAUGUCCAAUACGACGAUCCGAUUGUCAAACGAAGCACUUUUUGUGAACGUUCGCUAUUCUCCUAUGCUUAUUGGACAAUAAUUAUCAUUUAUAUUUGUAUAGCUUGUACAUGGGGUGUUAAAUUCAUGAUCAGAUGUUGUAAAUCGAAAAAAGAUUCGUCUUAG
Messenger RNA from Adineta ricciae, 633 nucleotides. The record is from the annotation of a GenBank genome assembly. NCBI's taxonomy places the organism in Eukaryota, Metazoa, Rotifera, Eurotatoria, Adinetida, Adinetidae.